Saccostrea echinata is the source of this 1908-nucleotide messenger RNA. RefSeq lists its product as uncharacterized. Bases 201 to 1682 code for a protein of 493 amino acids. Lineage: Eukaryota; Metazoa; Mollusca; Bivalvia; Ostreida; Ostreidae. Gene Ontology annotation, cellular component: cytoplasm. The transcript has 7 exons. Gene Ontology annotation, molecular function: biotin--[biotin carboxyl-carrier protein] ligase activity. The record is from RefSeq and is a predicted model, not a curated record. Gene Ontology annotation, biological process: protein modification process.
AGAUAGUGGCUGUUGUAAAUACACAUUAACUGAAGGGCAGCCGUACAUCGUAUGGGCCUUUUAUGGCCUAUAUUGUGUUUCGGACUUCGUGAACAAAACCUAGCUAUUGUAGAUGAAUUUCUGAAGAGGAACUGGAGGAAUAUAUUCAGUGCUUGAACAAUCUCAGCUGACCUGCUUUACCACCUACUUUCACUUUCAGUAUGUCCACAAUACAGAAUUUUGACUGUGAGCAAUUCACAAAGCUGUUGAAAAGCUCUUACUUAGGGAGGAAAAUUAUAUACAAGGAUGUUACGGACACUACUAUGGAUGAUGCAAAACUUGGAGGAAUUCAAGGUGUUCCACCAGGGACAAUAUACCUGACAGAAAUUCAGAACAAAGCAAGAGGAACAAAGGACCACAAGUGGCACGCUCUCAACAGGGGAAAUUUGUACUUCUCCAUAGUCAUACAUACACCAUCUCCUGCCACUCAAAAUUCAUUUGUAGAGAGGUUUGAUUUAGAGGUAGCAGGGGCAUUAUCAUUGGUGUGUACUUUACAAGAUAUUUAUGGCAUUUCUGGAGCAUGCCUGAAGUGGCCAAAUGAUGUCUGGGUCAAAGGUCAUAAACUUGCUGGAUUCUUGGCAGAACAUGGAGGACGUUUACCUGGUUCCCAAGAUGAGCUACACCUGUUCGUGCUUGGGAUGGGGAUCAAUGUUAACUCAGACAUGCGGCGUCAUCCAGACCUUACCGGCAUUGCCACCAGCGUUUGCUGCGAGAAUGGCGGAACUGUGGUGAGCCGAGAGAAAGUCCUGGCAGACAUCUGCAACAAACUGGAAUACUAUCUGGAUCUCAGUCAUGAAAACCUUUAUACAGAGGCAUGCAAAUUUCAAAUGUUCAAGAAAGGUCAAAAGGUCAGAGUUAAUCAUGUGAUUGAUGGCAUGAUGUUUCCCGCUACAGUAGAAGGAAUUCAGGAAGACUGGAACAUUAAAAUCACAGAUAGUAAUGGUAAAUGUACACAGUGUGCGUCUAGUGAGUACUCUGUGCGCCCUCUACCUGACAGAACAAUCUACGUUUACAGUGGGAGGGAGGCUGUUCCAUGGAAAGCUCGCCUUAUUCUCAACUCUCUCAAGUCUGUGGUGGACACCUCAAAAUUCACUGUAGAUGCACUGAAUGAUGAAAAACUGAUGGAGGGGGUUUGGAGGAAGGACGCUGUGUUAGCCGUGAUUGGGGAAAUAAACUCAAAGGAGGACACUCAAGAACACUUGACAGCCAUACAAGAAUUCACUAAGUCUGGGGGAUCAGUGUUACUCAUCAAAACUACAGCAAAUCAGAUCUUUCCUAAUUUAAAUGUGUCAACCCAUACAAUAGAAGAAAGGAAAAACUUUUGUGAAGUGUGUUACUCUGAGGAGAAAAGAUUUACUGCAGUGGCCUUUGGAAGUGAAAUGACCUUUAACCCCAACACCAAGUCAGAGGUCAUAGGUUUCUAUGACAGCCAGGAAACUGGUUCCCCAUCAGCUGUUCUUGUAAAUGUUGAUGCUGGUAAAUGUGCCAUUUUAGGCUUUGACAUUGAAGUUACUUACACUGAUGCAGAUAUAGUGCCAAAUGCAACUGUAAUAGAAGGAAUUUAUGAUUCAUUAUCUAAAACAGUUGUAACUCGAGAUGAUUAUUUGAAUUAUGUUUUAGCAAAACUGCUCAGUAAUCUUUAAAUUUCAUGCAAACAUUUCUGUAUAUACUUAGUUGGGAUUUUAUCAGCCAGGAUAAACAGUAAUCAUGCUAGUUCACUAUCUCAGGUCCAUUGAUAUGUUAUUUGUUGAUAAAUAAAAUUUAUUGGUGCUGGCAUUGAUUUGUACAUGUACUUUAUCUUAUAACAACUGUGUCAAGGAGUUUAAAUAUUUAUUAUCAAAUACAUAUAUUAAAUAUUUAUCACAUACA